AUGGUUGACCUCGAAGAAUGGGGAGAGCGAUUCAAUAGCUUUUUAGAGACAGACAGACAUAGACACACAGAAGAUAUACUUCUUAUUUUAUACUAUUUAAUCAACCAAGCAUCUUUUAGUAGUGUUGUUCAUAAAAUGAUGAAAUCAAUGAUUAUAUUAAUUAUAACAACAUUGUUAUUAACAAUUGUUAAUGCACAAUGCCCAGGCAAUCCAACUGGUAUUCCAGUAUACACAGAGUCUGCAAUCUAUUUGAAUGCAACCACUAAUGGCAAGCUCUAUGUGACUGGACCAGCAGACAACCAAGUCAACAUUCUCCAAGUGUACGGCACUGCCUACGAGCGUGGUUAUGCUCACGGUGUCUUGUUGCGUGGCGAGGCCCAAGAGAUCUAUGCUGUCUUUUUCGAGUUUGUCACCGACAUGGUCAACGAGCUCGUCGAAAAGUACGCCAAGUUCAUCCCAUUGUGGUUGGUCGAUUUGAUUGAGCGUGCUGGCAUUGGCGCUGCUCUCGACAUUACAGCCGACCUCACCAAAAAGUACACACCCCAACACUUUUUCGACGAGAUGCGUGGACUUGCCGACGGCUCUGGUCUGCCCUACCAAACCGUUCUCCGUCUCCACAUGUUCCCCGAGUUGAUCAAGGCCGCCUGCUCGAUGGUCGGAGCCUGGGGUGACGCAUCGAUCGACGGUAACCUCUACCAACUACGUGCUUUGGACUUUAAGCCAGAGACACCACUCCGUCUGCAUCCAGUGGUCAUCGUGUCGCAUCCAACCGACGGUGGAGACACUUUUGCCACCUUGUCGUGGGCUGGUUUCCUCGGUGCCUUGACUGGAUACUCUCAACGUAUGGGUAUCUGUGAAAAGUACUGGUUUGCCUACAACGGCACUUCCUCGCGUGAGGGAUACCCAUGGCACUUCCUCUUGCGUGACAUCCUCCAAUUUGACAACAACCCAGACGAGGCUCUCACCCGUAUCAUCAACGCCGAACGUACCUGCUCCAUCUAUGUCGGUCUCGGUACCAACGCCACCAACGAUUUCCGUGCCGUCGAGUACUCUCACCAAGUUGUCCGUGUCUUUGACGACCAAACCCCAUUCCCAGCCUUUGCUCCACCAUCGGCCGCACAUCCACUCAUCAAGGACGUCGUCUACAUUGACAAGCACGUUCAACCUUCCAACGACCCAUGUAUCGGCAGCGUACUCCAAAAGAAUCACGGUCAAAUCAACGUGCAAACCUACAUUGAUCUCACCGCCCAAGAGCAAACUGGUGAUCUCCACAUUGCCAUCUACGACUUUGCCGCCAACCAAAUGUUUGUUUCCGUAGCCACCCAACAAGGUCCAUACCCACCACCUGCCAAUUUUACUCUUGUCCCAGCCUAUGCAAGACAAUUCCUUCAAAUUGAUUUAGAAUAUUUCUUUAAUGAAUCAAUUUAA
Cavenderia fasciculata is the source of this 1428-nucleotide messenger RNA. RefSeq names its product acid ceramidase-like protein (gene dcd1A). Bases 1 to 1428 code for a protein of 475 amino acids. The record is from RefSeq and is a predicted model, not a curated record. The transcript is spliced from 3 exons. Lineage: Eukaryota; Evosea; Eumycetozoa; Acytosteliales; Cavenderiaceae.